AUGGGUAAGGUACCACAGGAAAAAUCUUCGGAAGAAAACCUGGCGAUAACAGUGCUGUCCUUAUUUGUAAAUGAAGCUGAAAUCACAAAUUUAUGGAAAUUAGAUUCAAUCGGAAUCAAUGAUCCUGUUGAGAAAAAAUCUAAGAACGAGAUUGAUCUACGGACCAAGGAGCAUUUUCUAGAAACGGUAAUAAUUAAUAAAGAUGGUCGAUAUGAGGUUUGUUUACCAUGGUCUGAUGAUAAGUCACCUUUGCCCGACAACUUGGAUUUGGCGUGGAAAAGGCUCGACUACACUAUCUCAAAACUUAUAGCUAUGAAUAUGUAUGAGAAAUAUGAAAAUAUUCUUCUAAAUUGGUUAGAUGAAGACAUAAUAGAGGAAGUUCCUACCAACGAAAUGAACUCUUAUGGUAAUUAUUUACCUCACCGUGCAGUGAUAAAACUAAGCAGCAGCACUACUCCAAUUCGUCCGGUAUUUGACGCUUCAGCGAGAUUAGUAAAUUAUCCAUCUUUGAAUCAGUGCUUGGAAUGUGGUCCUAAUCUCAUUGAGCUUAUUCCAAAUAUUCUUCUUCGAUUCAGAGAGGGACAGCUUGGCGUUAUAGCUGACAUCAGGAAAGCUUUUCUGCAAAUUAGUGUUCCUUCAGUAAUUGAGUACCAUAUUCAAAAAUGUGAAGUAUUUGAAAAAUCUUUGAAGAAAAGACUUUUGGAGAGUUUCUACAUUGAUAAUGUCGUUACUAGUGUCGACAGUAAAGACCAAUUAGAUCGAUUCAUCGACAAUUCUAAAACCUUGAUGGCAAAAGGUGGUUUUGAUCUUAGAGAAUGGGACUGGUCUGGCGACUGUGAAACUAAUUCAAAGGAAGAAACUCAGGUAUUAGGUCUUAUUUGGAAUAAGAAAUUAGACACUUUGAAAAUUAACAUGAAAUGGUUGGAUGACAUUAAUGUGGAAAAAGUAACUAAAAGGAGUAUGUUAUCUACAGUACAUAAAGUAUUUGAUCCUUUUGGAUUCACUGUACCAGUGAUGCUUUGUCCAAAAAUAAUGCUACAAAAGGCAUGGAAAUUAGGUACAACUUGGGAUGAAGAAAUAACUGGUGAGCUUCGUAAAGAAUUUCUACAGUGGUUUCAAGAACUUAAACAUUUGUCUGACAUACAGAUUCCUAGGUGUGUUCAAGCAUCUUCAAAAGAUAUAAGUAACUGCACUAUUCAUACGUUUGUUGAUGGAAGCAAAGAUGCAUAUGCUGCUAUUACAUUCCUUAGAAUAGAAAAUAAUGGUCGAAUCGAGCUAUUUCUACUUGCAGCGAAAUCUCGAGUGGCUCCUUUAAGAGGCACAACUAUCCCAAGAAUGGAACUUCUUGCGGCGGUGAUUGGAGCGAGGCUAGCGAAUUCAGUUGUUGAAGCUCUUGGUUGGAAAAAUGUUACGAUAUAUUACUGGAGUGAUUCUACAACAGUGCUUGCAUGGAUAUUACGAGAAGAAAAUUGGUCUGUCUUCGUUAGGAACAGAGUCCAAGAGAUAAGGAAGUUGAGUAAUCCUACAUCAUGGAGACACAUACCUGGUGAUAAGAAUCCGGCAGAUUUACCUUCCAGAGGCUGCAAGGCAAAACAUCUAGUAUCCCUAAGAUGGUGGGAGGGUCCACAAUGGAUAAAAAAUGCUUUUGAAUUUCAAAACAUUAUGGGUUCCUCCAACCAUGAUUGGAAUGAAGAAGAGAUUAGAAAGGAAAUGUCUAAGACGACUUAUAUAUUAUCAAAUAAUGAAGCCUGUGGUGUUUCAAACUGGUACUACAGAUAUUUUCCGAACUAUGAUAGAAUAGUUCGUCUUGUUGCAUGGAUCCUCCGCUUCAAGAACAAUUGCAAAAAUAUAACUGAGAAGAAGCAUGCCUUAUUUGACAACUAA
Molecule: messenger RNA, 1884 nt
Organism: Argiope bruennichi
Lineage: Eukaryota; Metazoa; Arthropoda; Arachnida; Araneae; Araneidae
Exons: 3
Coding region: 1-1884 (627 amino acids)
Molecular function (GO): nucleic acid binding
Source: RefSeq, a predicted model, not a curated record